Dendrobium catenatum is the source of this 992-nucleotide messenger RNA. RefSeq lists its product as uncharacterized. Lineage: Eukaryota; Viridiplantae; Streptophyta; Magnoliopsida; Asparagales; Orchidaceae. The record is from RefSeq and is a predicted model, not a curated record. The transcript has a single exon. Bases 97 to 504 code for a protein of 135 amino acids.
AAUAUAAUUAUGUUCACUAAUUUCAAUAUUGACUUUAAAUUUCGUGCUAAAACAAAAUUAGUUUUCCUUUAAAUACCCGUCGUUCAAUUCAACCCGAUGUCAGUUAAGGACAUGGAGUACCCAAAAUCGCAGCUGUCGCCGCCAUUGAAGAAGAUCCAAUCGACAAGCUUUUUGAACUGCUGCUUUGGUGGCGCGGUGGCGGAGGAGGAGCCGCCGAUGGUGGCGGCCUCGUUGCUCCGAUCUUCAUCGUCGUGGAUCCGAGCGAAAGUCGGCGAGCUUCCCGAUAUCAGAGAGUGGUAUAUAGGGAUGUUGGCUGGGAAGGGUGAAUCGUCGCGUCAGGGAUGUGGAGAGUUCAGGUACGAUGCGGUUAGUUAUGCUCUGAACUUUGAUGAAGGCGGUGAGGAUGAUGACGGAGCAGGGGCUGAGGAGACUCGGUACGGGAGAUUUUCCGCUCGCCUCCCGGCGUCACCGCCUCAUACAGUCGUCGGCGUUGCCUUCGGCUAGCAUAUCGUGGCGAUUGAGACUUUGUGGAUUGUUUCUCGUGUUUCCAGAGCCGGAUGUGGUGUGGUGUGUUAGUGAAUUAGGAGAACGUUGGAGAGAUGGAGGCUUUCAGAUCUGCUAUUUUUAUCAUCUUCUCAAUCUGUAACUGGGGCUUCCUGGCCUUCCUAGCUCCGAAAUUGUCGCCGCCGGUCGCUAACUUGGUUGCUAUCGCUGAAGCAGAAGAUCCGGUCAACGAUUCAUGGCAGCGUCAUUGAUCUGGUUUUCUUUGAUGGAUUCAAUCCAAGCCUUCCUCUGUGCUUAUAUCGUGUGAAUUAGGAGUUUGCAGAUUUGUAAUCUUGUUAUGUUUGAGAUCCUGAUCUUCUGGUUAUAUGUUGGAAUAUUUAUGGCGGUAGCCAUAGAAUUUAUCAACUUUAUUUUGUAUAUAUAAGAACAAUUUAUAGGAAUCAUAAUUUAUGAGAAGGAAAAAAGUAAUUUAGUUAAAAUAUUUCCAA